AUGACGUCUUUUGUACGACGACGAUCGCUGCUGCUGCUGCUACUUCUGCUGCUUUGGACGCAAGCCGCAGACGCGUCGACGGCCAGAAGUCCGUUACGGGACGUGUUCAUGCCGCCGCCCGCACGUGCGCACUGCCGCGUGUUUGUCGUCGCAGCGAGAACGCACACGCGCGUGCUGGUUCUGCAGAACGCGUACGAGCAGGACGCGAUCAAUGUGUACGACCACGUGCCGGUCGUGUCGUCGAUCUUACAGGGAACACUCGAGCACAAUUCGAGCAACGUGCAGAUGGACGAGAAAAAGGCCACGACCCAAGCGUUUCAGAUCUUGCGGCCGGCAAUGGAUCUUGCUGCUGAGUGGCUGAAAAGCCGCGACGACCCGCGCCGGUGUUUCGCCCACUUUCUUGUCGCGGAUUCCGAAGUGCCAGCUGGUUUUCCAGCACCCGACGACACGACGACCGCAGCGUCACGUGUGACGAGGCGUCUUGAGCAACUCAGGGACAUGGCGUGGCACGACCGUGACUUUCCGUUUGCUGUGGACGAAAGACGCCAAGAAGACGACGACAGCGUCCCGUCGAGUGGGAUAGUGUCAGCUGCGUGGCGUCUCUAUUUCCACGUGGUUGGGAUCAACUACUUCUCCGAGCGCGUGGCGCCAUCACUCAGUCCUGGCCAAGUUGAAGUGUUUGGACUGGUGCACGUGGAUGCAGGGGGACACGCUGGACAGUCUCGGUUCGAGUCGGACGCGAAUGCUGCUGCAGUGGUCUUCGAUGUGCGUGAACGAUGGCGACGCGGCAAACGACAGCGCCAGACAAACGUCGUGCUGAACUCUAGUGACUUUUACGGCUACGAGUAUGCUGGGUUUGGACGCCAGCAGGUGCAGCAGGCGGUAGUCAAGCUGAAGCACGCGAAGAACAACAGUGCCGACGCUGUGCAACAUCCGUGCUUCUUUCGAGGUCACACAUUGGUCGUGGAAGAUGUGAACGUGACUGUGGAAGGCGCGGGGGAUGCCGAUGAGUGCAUGACACUGCUCCGGUCGCAUAUUGCCGCGAGCAAUGUAGAUUGUCCACCUGAGAGUUUCUGCUUUUUAGGAGGCGUGCCCCAACCACAAAAGUCUGGGUCCUUUUACGCGUCAGGAGUGCUACAACGAGCGGUGCUUCGUGCAAAUCGCGUGUUGGAGCACGUGAGCAAUACACACAACGAGGAUGAUGUGAGCCCGCUGAUGUUACCGGCCCCGUCGCUCCUGGCGCUUCGACAUGCUGCCAAGACUCUGUGUGAGCUGCCGUUUGAAGACGCAGCAGCCGGGAUGGUACGUCCACAUUCAACUGCGCUAGAGGCGGCAUCUCUAGCCGUUGUUAUGGAAAAGACGAUUGAGCCGCCUAGUGCUCUAUGCUUCGACUUGAGCUACACGGUGGUACUACUCGAGCAGAUUGGUGUCCAGGAUUAUGAUGAGCGCGUCCACUUUGUUGACAGCUUCCGAAGGCAACCGAUGGAACACGGAUCGGUGCCGGAUGAAGCUCACAGCAGUUCGUUUGAACUGGUGGCAUGGCUGACAGGUACCUUUUUAUACCUAGAGGCGCUUCAGCGCAGAGUAACAUUCUCUCUCGAGUCGGAGUUGUUAGCGGAGCAGCUCAGCGCUGGGCUUCCCCUCGGCUGGAAUCUAAGUAUGCUGGUGUUUCUCGCAGCAUGCAUCUACUUGUACCUUACAACCGGGCGCCUAGCGGUCUCUGGACGAGCUAGAAGGGGCUCAAGUGGCUACCAUCGUGUCGUGAAUGGAGGGGCCAAGGCAAAGUACGAGGACAUGACACGAUCGAUCACGUUUGUAGACGAUGCUCGAGAUUGA
Molecule: messenger RNA, 1836 nt
Organism: Hyaloperonospora brassicae
Lineage: Eukaryota; Oomycota; Peronosporomycetes; Peronosporales; Peronosporaceae
Source: the annotation of a GenBank genome assembly